AUGAUUCCAACGCUAAUACGGAGAAUGGCGCAGCCCGCCAAGAAAGCGGCCGUCAAGUCGGCGCAGGCCAGCAACUUUGUCCGGACCAAAAAAGUCUGGCCGCCCAACUUUAAGGAGCUGAGCCAGCAGCAGCAGCUGCGCUUUGAGAAAAAGUACAAGCGCCGCGUCACUCUGGCUAGUCAAAGGCCGCGAUGGGAAAAGGGCGUCAAGUACGCGCAGCUGGCGACCAUUGCGGCUGCUUUGGUGUGGCUCUUGUUUUACUCCGAAUUUGAGUGGUGGGGGCAAAAGUAUAAGCCAUCUGAAGAGAUUCGUCGUCGCGCGCAAUACCUUUUUGGCGUCAUGGAUCCUGACAAGCGCUACGAGCGGCGCAAAGACAUGGUUGAGCCAGCCAGCGCCAGCAGCGCCGGCAGCGACAGCACUGACAACAAAGAGUCACCCUCAAAGUAA
Beauveria bassiana ARSEF 2860 is the source of this 447-nucleotide messenger RNA. RefSeq lists its product as uncharacterized. NCBI's taxonomy places the organism in Eukaryota, Fungi, Ascomycota, Sordariomycetes, Hypocreales, Cordycipitaceae. The record is from RefSeq and is a predicted model, not a curated record. The transcript has 3 exons. The coding region runs from base 1 to 447 and encodes 148 amino acids.